Hirsutella rhossiliensis is the source of this 636-nucleotide messenger RNA. RefSeq lists its product as uncharacterized. Bases 1 to 636 code for a protein of 211 amino acids. Lineage: Eukaryota; Fungi; Ascomycota; Sordariomycetes; Hypocreales; Ophiocordycipitaceae. The record is from RefSeq and is a predicted model, not a curated record. Gene Ontology annotation, biological process: regulation of mRNA processing; spliceosomal complex assembly. The transcript has 3 exons.
AUGUCGGCCAGUCCGCGAAUCGAGUAUAGGUGGAUUGAUGGAGUCGAGCGGCUGGAGAUGUACGAGCCCGGUGGCUUCCAUCCCGUCAUGAUCAACGACGUGCUGCACAAUCGAUAUCGGGUGGUGGCCAAGCUGGGAUACGGUGGAUACUCAACCAUUCACGACCGCCGACUCAAUCGAUAUGUCGCAAUCAAAAUCGGUGUCUCGUCCCUGCUGUGCUCUCCACGCGAGCCCGACAUUCUAUGCCGUCUGUCUGGCUCAAAAUCUCCCGCGCCUGCCCUCGGGCCAGCUGGCAUUGCGGCUGAAGCCAUACCUGCAAUUCUGGAUGAAUUUGAGGUUGACGGCCCCAACGGGACCCAUCCCUGCUACGUGACUAUUCCUGCGCAGGUCGCUCGGGCGUUGGCUGCCAAAUUGAUCCUCGCUGUCGGCUUUGUCCAUUCGCAAGGCUUUGUCCAUGGAGAUAUCCACCUUCGUAACGUCUUUGAUCAAGCUCCCGUCGACAUUGGAUCGGCUCUCGGUCGAUCAAUUCAGGGACAAGUACGAAGAGCCCGAACUGCUGCCCGUCAGACGGGCCGAUGGACGCCCGCUCCCACCCAACGUCCCGCCCCAGGCUGCGGUGCCUUUGAUGCUGGGUAA